Suillus bovinus is the source of this 387-nucleotide messenger RNA. RefSeq lists its product as uncharacterized. The coding region runs from base 1 to 387 and encodes 128 amino acids. Lineage: Eukaryota; Fungi; Basidiomycota; Agaricomycetes; Boletales; Suillaceae. The record is from RefSeq and is a predicted model, not a curated record. The transcript has 3 exons.
AUGUCUCCUUACUUCACCUCUAUCAGUCUGAAUCAGAACUACAGUGUCCAGAUAUCUCCACUCUCCCAUAUCUCCAACGACACAGCCAUCUCCUCUGCCUGCACCAUGCACACCAAAUCCAUACUCAGCUCCACUCUCCCAUAUCUCCAACAACACAGCCAUCUCCUCUGCCCACACCAUGCACACCAAAUCCAUACUCAGCUCCGCUCUCCCAUAUCUCCAAUAGGCCUCAAGACCCGUGCUUCGCAAGUGACAUCAUCCGAUAAGCUUUCGCAGUUGCAGAACAAGUUGACGCAGGGUCUAGAGCUCGCUAAAACGCUCCUUUCUCGAGAAAAUCUCAAGCGUGACUACACGCAGCAAACACAAGUUUCCCUCGUUGGGCACUAA